UUUCCCUGCUUAUCAUCUGUAUUGACUUUUUGUGUCAAAAUGAUGAUUUACCAAAGCUCCUUUUUUUUCUUCCCAAACCUUUCGCUCUUGACGCGCGUCUUGGCCGUGACGUCAGCGCGGACACGCCCAGCCUCUUCCUCACUGCUGUGCCGCGAGCAGCAAAGUCGGAAACACAAGUUCAACCGCAUCUUUUAUGUACCGUUAGCCGAACACCGUUACUCUGCUACUGAGCCAAAGCAAGGUAGCCAGACCGGAGAAUCAGAAAGCAUGGCGAAAACGUACGAUUACCUGUUCAAGCUGCUGCUCAUCGGAGACAGCGGAGUGGGCAAGACGUGUCUGCUGUUUCGAUUCAGCGAGGACGCGUUCAACACCACCUUCAUCUCCACUAUAGGGAUCGACUUUAAAAUCAGAACAAUCGAGCUGGAUGGGAAGAAGAUCAAGCUUCAGAUCUGGGAUACAGCCGGACAGGAGAGGUUCAGAACCAUCACCACUGCAUAUUAUAGAGGAGCAAUGGGAAUUAUGCUGGUGUACGAUAUCACAAAUGAGAAAUCAUUUGACAACAUCAGGAACUGGAUCAGGAACAUUGAGGAGCAUGCAUCGUCAGAUGUGGAACGGAUGAUAUUGGGUAACAAAUGUGACAUGAAUGAUAAGAGGCAAGUUUCAAAAGAAAGAGGGGAAAAGCUAGCUAUUGAUUAUGGAAUCAAGUUCUUGGAAACAAGUGCAAAAUCUAGCACAAACGUUGAAGAGGCCUUUGUCACUCUUGCUAGAGACAUCAUGACCAGAUUAAACAGAAAAAUGAAUGAGAAUAACCCUUCGGGAGGAGGAGGAGCAGUGAAAAUCACAGAGAGUCGAUCCAAGAAGCCGAGCUUCUUCCGCUGCGCUCUGCUCUAACCCGGCAACUUCUGCAGCCUCAGUGUGUGAAAGAUUUCAUUUCUCUGUGUGUUUGCCGUGUGUGUGUGUGUGUGUGCGUGCACGCGUGUGUGCGUUUGUGUGAGGGUUUACAGUACCACUGGACUUUCAGCUGUUAGCUGCUGCUGAGAGCUCUGGACUUUAGCCUGCCUCAUCUAUACGUAUUGAAGGCUUGAAGAGAGUAUGCUAGACAAAGGACUCAUGCGCUGUUCCCAAAACGUUCCUUUUAAGCCAAAAUCUCCAACUACCUAACCCCUUAGCCCUUUGGAUCACUCCCAAUUUAGUUUUAUCUUUAAAAUAAUUAAUUACAUAUAGUCCAUUUUUAGUCAUGUAGGUUAUUAUAGCGCCAUUUAAUGAAGGAAAAUGUAUGAAGAGAUUACAGUAUAUCAAACUCUUGCUAUUAUGCAGUUUUUGGCAAUAAAGAUUGUGGAUCUAAAGUAGCGACUGAACAACCUGAUGGUUUGACGGUUAAAUAUUGGUCAAACUGAAGGACAUGCAAUAUAUAAAUAUAUAUAUAUAUAUAUAUAUAUAUAAUCUUUUUUGUUGCUGAAUGUUAUGUUUUGUUAUAUUUAAAGUCACCCAUUUUAUAUGUACUUAAUUGUGUUUUUAGUUUCUCAGAGCGGCAAUAAUAGAAUGUGGAAUAGAAAGCAGUGUUCCACAGAUCUUAAGUCUUCCCCUUUCCCUGACUUUGUCAUUAACUUCUACUGCAACAGAGACCAAAGUAAAAAGAAAUCGAAACUGUGAUGGAUACUAACAGUCUAAAUUUCUCCUUUUUUGUUUGUAAUCUCUCUGACAUAUAUAUUGAGCAUGAAAAAGAAAGACAAAAGAAUAAAGAGUGAGGGCUAGGACCCGUUUCCUAAUGCUUGUUGAAGCAGCAGCCAGCUAGGCCCUGUAUAUUAGUAUAUACAGUAUUACAUUUACUAAUGGUAUUAUAUUUUUAUACUCUAUCAACAUAAGCAUAUUUUACUCACCGCUGCAUACGAAGCACCUAAAGCAUGUUAACCAGUGCUUAUGUGAGACUGAUUUGUUAAUACUUAUUUUUUUAACUCAUUUAAAUGUCGUCACAGUAUUGUGUACAUUGUCUUUUGUAAUUCCCUCUUUUAUAAGACUCCUAUAAGUGUGAAGUCGCGUAGUGUUUACAGCACCACUGCAACAAUAUCUUUCUUUUUUUUUUUUUUUUUUUUUAAGUCAUGCACUGUUAUUUGUGUGGGUCUCUUGUACAACCUCAUCAUUUUAUAAACCACUUAAAGUCCUGCCUGUGAAGUCAGCCACUUAAAAAAAAGGAGUACAAGAUCUUAAUAGCUUGAAUGUGCUCAAGUGUCCUUUGAGCUUACUGGACUAUUACCAGGCCCAUGUGGAAUUUGCAGACUUUUAUCACUGAUUGUAUCAGGAAAAAGUAUGUGGAAUUUAGUGUCUUAACAUGGUUAACCAGAGCUGAGAGUACUAACCUCUUAUUACCUUAGUACAUGAUAGAUGUUCAAAUUCUGUGUAACUCUGCAGAUCUCUCCAUGUAUAAAUUCCACGUGGGCCUGUUUAAGAACACAAAAUGAAAUGCUAAGAAUCAACCUAGAUAUAUAAGAGUUAAGUUACUCAAAAUGAAUGAUUGAUUCCACUGUUAAUGAUUAAGGGUAUUUAAUUCUAUUGGCAUUGUGCAUCUGUUUGAAAGGACCCCUGCUCAUGCUCAGGAGGCUUGCCAAUUCUUCUUAAAGUAAUAGUUCACAGAGAAAUAAAACUUCAUUAACUCACCCUCAUGUCGGUCCAGACCUGGCUUUUUUGUUUUGUGGAACUUAAAAGAAAGUAUUUUUGGACCGAAAAAUGUUGGUUGUUUUUUUUUGUCCAUACAAUGGAAUUAUUUGUUUACUUUUUGUUGUGCAGAAAGUCAUACAGGUUUAAAGCAACAUGAAGGUGGGCAAAUGAUUGCAGAAUUAUAAUUCUCAAGUGAACUGUUCCUGCAAUGGCCCAGCAGUCAUGUUUUGAAUAUGCAUGCAUGCUGGCACAUUUGCAUAUUUUUCAAUGAAACGUUGACAGCAUUCAGCCUGUUAUAUGAGCAUAAAGUCUUACUGACCAUUCAGUGCAAUCUUUUGUGCCCUAUUUUAUAACAUGUCUUCCUUGGUUUUCUUGUCUGGACUGCUAUGUCGGAGUUAACUGAUUAUAUUAUGUAAAAAAGAUUAAAAUAUCUUUUCUAAGUUA
This is a messenger RNA of Puntigrus tetrazona (Sumatra barb), 3099 nucleotides long. RefSeq names its product RAB8B, member RAS oncogene family (gene rab8b). Gene Ontology annotation, biological process: regulation of exocytosis; protein secretion; protein localization to plasma membrane. The transcript is spliced from 8 exons. Lineage: Eukaryota; Metazoa; Chordata; Actinopteri; Cypriniformes; Cyprinidae. The record is from RefSeq and is a predicted model, not a curated record. The coding region runs from base 40 to 891 and encodes 283 amino acids. Gene Ontology annotation, cellular component: synaptic vesicle; endosome; plasma membrane. Gene Ontology annotation, molecular function: GTP binding; GTPase activity.